UACUAAAACGUGCAUGCAAAUUUAUUUUUAAAACUAUUGCGAAUGACACUGUUGUAGAUAAAUAAUAAAUACCAAUUCUGUGCAUUACAGGCAUAUGACACAGGCGUUUACCUGUAGUGUUACAUUUUUUGUACUGUUAUUUAUUAAUUUAAUAAUUCACUUGUAUCUUAUCUUGUUAUUCGUUUAAAUCAUUACAGCCCUAAAUCUCAAAAAUCAAAGGGAGAGGAACUAAUUAUACAGAGGGCAGAAAAUAAAGACCAAAAGCGGAAAUGAAGUUCGAGUGCUUUUCGGGGAGAAGGAGGACCGUGAGGCUGUUCCAUUCAGUAUUUUUGCUUACCUUGCUGCACACCGGUGCCCUUGGUGGGAGAAAAUCUCGAGGCGGGCGAAACCCACAACCACGACGGACACAGUCCUCUCCCACGUACCGGGACCGGGGCGAGGCCACGGAAAGCUUUCCCUUGGAUUUCACCGCAGUUGAAGAAAACAUGGACAAUUUUAUGACCCAAGUCAAGAACCUAGCGCAGUCUCUUUACCCGUGCUCCGCCCAAAAACUUGACUAUGACAUGAAAUUGCAUUUUCUGGAGAAUACAUCCGUCACGUGCAACGACGGAACCCCUGCAGGGUAUUACCUGAAGGAGUCUAAAGGAAGCAGACGGUGGUUGAUAUUCCUGGAAGGCGGCUGGUACUGCUUUAACAAAGAGAACUGCGACAGCCGAUACGAGACCAUGAGGCGGCUCAUGAGCUCCUCCCAAUGGCCGCUCACAAAGACAGGCACAGGUAUACUGUCACCCCAGCCUGAGGAGAACCCUCACUGGUGGAACGCCAACAUGGUGCUCGUCCCCUACUGUUCUAGUGAUGUGUGGAGUGGAGCCUCAGCCAGGACAGAGCGAAGUCAUUAUGCCUUUAUGGGGUCUCUGAUCAUUAAGGAGGUGGUCAAAGAUCUGCUGGUCAAGGGCCUGGACAAUGCCAAGGUGCUACUGCUGGCUGGGAGCAGCGCUGGUGGGACAGGGGUGCUGCUGAAUGUAGACCAGGUGGCUGAGCAGCUUGCAGAGCUGGGCCACACAGGGGUGCAGGUGAGGGGCCUGUCUGAUUCGGGCUGGUUCCUGGACAACAAACAGUACCGCUGCACCGACUGCGUGGACACCAUCAGCUGCGCCCCAACCGAGGCUAUCAAGAGGGGCAUCCAGUACUGGGGUGGAGUGGUCCCAGAGCGCUGCAGACAGGCCCAUGAAGGGGAGGAGUGGAACUGCUUCUUUGGGUACAGAGUCUACCCCACUCUAAAGAGCCCUGUAUUUGUAGUCCAGUGGCUGUUUGACGAGGCCCAGCUCACAGUGGAUAACAUUCACCUCACAGGCCAGCCAGUGCAGGAGGGCCAAUGGCGAUACAUCCAGAACCUGGGCAACGAGCUGAGGAACACACUCAAAGACGUUCCGGCCAUGUUUGCUCCAGCGUGCCUAUCACAUGAGGUGAUCACCAGAAAUUACUGGAUUGACAUCCAGGUGAAAGGCACUUCCCUGCCCAGGGCUCUGCACUGCUGGGACCGCAGUCUCCACGACAACAGCAAGAACAACAAGGCCCCGCCCAGGGGAUGUCCCGUGCACCUGAUUGACAGCUGCCCCUGGCCGCACUGCAACCCCACCUGCCCCACCAUCCGAGACCAGUACACCGGCCAGGAGAUGAACGUGAUCCAGUUCCUCAUGCACAUGGGCUUCGACGUGCAGAAGAUGGCCCAGCAGCAGGGCAUGGACCCCAGCCAGCUCCUGGGCAUGCUCAGUAGCGGCAGCUAAAGGGACGAGGGAGCACCAUCUCCUCGCCCCGCCCACUCUCAUAUUCUCACACCCAGUCGAAUUCCCAUCACUCACUCCGUCCAUUCCCCUCCAUCCCAUGUCCCAGCUCCCGUCACCACAUCACCAGUUUGUGUCUUUGUUUUGUCCCGGUCCAGUUCCCCUCUAUACCCUAACCCCAGCCUCACUCUCAGCAUAACUCCCACCCAUGUGAAAAAAUAGUAUGCUGGAGUAUACUUGAAGCAUACUAUUUUAUACCUUAGAAUACUUGAAGUAUUAAUUAAAGUUUUUUAAAUUAUGCUUUAAGUAUUCAUGUUUUUUUUCUUCACGGGCACUUCAACCUUGCCCUCAAAUUCAAGCUCCGUCCUUACUUAUAUAUGCCCUGACCGCACACUUCACCUUACUAUUUCCCUGUCCUCACUCCAACCAUAACCCCACCCCCAAACUCCAGCCACGCCCACAUUGCCUCCUCAAGCUCCGCCCUCUCUCCCUCUACUUCCCUUAUAACAGACCUCAAGACCGCAAGAUGCAUCCAUUGCUACUCUAUUUUCUUUUAACUGAUCUUUUGGUUGUAAAAGAAAAAAAAAUAAUAAUGAAGAAUAUAAUCCCGUUUUAAGGAUACAACUUUUUUUACCUUUAUUUUUGACUGUAGGGUUUUUUAGGCUUUGUUUUUGUCAUAUUUCAUAUACAAGACAAAAUACAACAGGGACUGUAGAGUGUAGUGUUUAUGGUAACUAAAAAAACCUCUAUAUAACAUAUAAUGUUUAUGUGUAUGAAUAUGGCAUAUGGGCCAUGUAUAUAAAAGCUGGCCUGAGACCUACUUUUUUUUCUGAAUUGGAAACCCGGAACACUGGACACUCCUCCUUAAAGGGAAGAGAGGACAUGAGGAUGGCCUUUCAGCAGCCAGGAAAGAGGAGGAGGAGGAAGAGGAUGCACGAGGAAGAAUGGAGAGAUCUUAGAGCCACUGACUUGCCCCAGCCUCUCACCCCUGAGAAACCCCCCCCCCCCUUCCAAGGCAGGUAAAGUUGGGAAAUGCAGCAUCUUCUGGAAAGCAGUAGAUUCUGGGAGACAGGAAAACUACAGAAGCUAUUAACUUGCAGCACUGCUAUUUUUCUAGACAACCUUCAUGAUUGCAAUUCACUAUGACACAUAAAAUGAGAAGUUCAGCAUUGGACUGCAUGUGUUUUACAGUCUAACUCUUUACGUUUCUGGUGAUCUUUGACAUGACAAGGACUCAUAAAAAUUACAUACCAUCUCCUCUUGUCAGUUAGCAAUAAUCUGCAAAGUGGCCAUACUCUUGGUUUAUUCUAAGUAUCUCACCAACUUUCUACAUGAGCUAGCCUAACUCUUUCUUACUCUAGACAUAAGAGACAUUUAGGUAAAGCUGUAAGGAGUCCUACAUGCCUUACUUUUAUGGCCUAAUGAAGUCUUCAUUCCCCAGCCCUUAGUCUUUUCAUUUGAAAUGUCUACCUCUAAAAACUGUGAUUUUGCACCCUCUGCUGGCCAUGAAGAGAACAACAUCAGCGAAUGGGAAGCCAGUAUCAGUCAAGAGGUGGGGCUGUUUGAAUUAGCAGAAUGGUUGCUCAUUUAGCCAAAUAGUAGAUCAUUACACGGGUGAUGUAUCGUGUGUACCUUGGCAGAGUUACACAUGUAAGGGGUGGAAGAAGAAGGCGUCUCCUUUGCUGCUCCUUUCGUGUCUGGCUUUAGCUCAGUGUGUGGCUAUAUUAUACUUGGGGGUCUUAGUGCCAAAUUUGGUCUUUCCCCUUUUGUCCUUCCUCCCAUAACGACUCCCGAAAACACAGAUUCCUCAUCAAAGGUCAAAGGUCGCUCUAGAACAGGCUUUCGGACUCCUGGCCCUCGGGAAGCGCGUUGUGUCCCCUGGCUUUAGUUUCGAAUAAGUUCUCGUGGGUCUGGUUGCUGUCAGACACUGAUCUGUGUCCUAUGAUACCACUUGAAAUAUGUUUCUCCUUUGUAAAAGAAAAGGAAUUGUGGUCAAGGUGUUUUGUAAACAGGAAGACACAAAAAAAUUGAUUUAUUCAGCUUCACUCUGCUUGAUGUCCCCCCUCAAAAAACAAGCAAAUUAGUAACACAAACUGAUAUAAUGCUUAAUUGAAUCACACCAAUUUGGCAAGCAGUUAUGCAAGCGAGCAACCUAUGAAGCUUUAGCUUUAGAGACAGCUGUUCCAAUGUUUUUGGGGAGAUGUAAAUCUUAACACAUAUAAAUCAGCACAUCACUUUUGCACAGGACGUAUAUCAGCUGUCACGAAUUUAAACACUGCCCAACGUCCAAUCAGAAGCUGAACAAAAACAGCCGGAAACCGAAAUCAGCACGCGCAGCCGGGAAGCGUUUCAAACGACGCGGCUCGUUCUCCUGCUGUUGCGCGGAAGCUGACGACGGUGAGUCCUGUUCACGGAACAGCAGCUGCCUGUGGCAUCAGGGUUCGGUACGGUGAAUGUCACACAUUUGACAGCGAUCAAAUCUUUCCAAUAUCACAGGGUUCUCUUGCUUACAGAACACAGUAGAAUUUUCAAAGCUAUGUCUUUUUUUUAGGUUAUAAGUUAUAGAGUCGCUGCUUAUGUGUACGUUUUCUGAAUAUUAACUCGGAUUGCACCAUUGUGGUGACAGUCAGGGAGGAGAAUCAUGCCAUCAGUUAGCAGAAUGGUCAAAUGUUAUUUUACACGGUUUUCAAUUUUUCUUUCUUUUUUGUGAGAUAAAGAUAGCGUAGGCUUGUCAGAAUUCCAUUUUCCUAGAUUUGAAUGUUACAUGGUCGAGCUCCAAGGAAUAAUAUCUGACUGUGUGCAGAAAGUAAAAGCAUGACUUGUAUGUUCACUUUGAUUUGAUCUGCCGGAAAUGAUGAAAAACAUUAUGAAUUGCUAUUACUGAGUCCAUUUGUCUGUCCUGCCUGCUCCAAAUUCACAUAUGAAUUUGUAGCUACAAAUUCUACAACAUCAGUGUCUCUUAGGCACCUCCGUCCAUUAUGAAUUUUAUGUAAGGAUAUAUCUGCUCACAUUUCCUACAUUGUGCAGCCACAAAAAAAUGUUGAAGGGCUUUGGAUUUGUGAGCAGAGGUACGUAAAAAUGUCAAAUAUGCUCCCGUGAUUUAACGGCCAUAUCCUCCUAAUAUCAUACCACAGAACAACCCCUGUGGGUUGGCUUGGUAAUUUUCCUGCAGGGAAUUUCUGACCAUUUUAGUGAACGUGAUAUCAAAAACCAAUCUGAUGUCAGCUAACUGUCAACUGUCAUUGGUGGACCAUUUUUGCUGGUCUUUUGUGAAGUCAAUGUGUAUGGGCAUUUAAACAUAAAAAUUGAAUCCUGGCAAGCCAACAAAUUAACUGAAGAUGCUGCACAGUUAAAGUAUGUUGGAUAGAAUAUCACUUAUUUUAAUAUAAUGACAGUUAAUAUCAAGUUUUAUAAAUGGUAAUUAACUUCAUCUAUGUAACAAGUCAGAUAAAAAUGUUUAUUACUAAUUGUAUUUUGUUCUGUAACAUAUUUUUUAACAAACAAAAGCUCAAGCUACUUUGGUAAUUUUAUGUAUUUAUUGUAUUAUGUAAAUCAUAUUUAUAAGUGUUAUUUUGACUGAGAAGUGAUUCUUUGUAAAAUGUAAAUAUGUCUUCGGCUUUUGUUUUGAUUGCAUGUAUUUCAACAUACCGGAAGAAAGAACAUGUUAUGCCAUUAAA
Messenger RNA from Anguilla anguilla (European eel), 5461 nucleotides. RefSeq names its product palmitoleoyl-protein carboxylesterase notum1a. Gene Ontology annotation, molecular function: hydrolase activity. The record is from RefSeq and is a predicted model, not a curated record. Bases 270 to 1787 code for a protein of 505 amino acids. NCBI's taxonomy places the organism in Eukaryota, Metazoa, Chordata, Actinopteri, Anguilliformes, Anguillidae. The transcript has 11 exons.